Gavia stellata (red-throated loon) is the source of this 6539-nucleotide messenger RNA. RefSeq names its product protein phosphatase, Mg2+/Mn2+ dependent 1K (gene PPM1K). The record is from RefSeq and is a predicted model, not a curated record. Gene Ontology annotation, biological process: protein dephosphorylation. Gene Ontology annotation, molecular function: protein serine/threonine phosphatase activity; cation binding. The transcript has 7 exons. NCBI's taxonomy places the organism in Eukaryota, Metazoa, Chordata, Aves, Gaviiformes, Gaviidae. Bases 111 to 1229 code for a protein of 372 amino acids.
CCGCCGCCGCCGCCGGCUGCCCGGGCGCGGAAGGAGUUUUCUCUUUGUUCCCGAAGACAUUCCAGCAGCUGCAUAUCUUGUAUUCCUACGAAUCUCUGUGAAGACAAGUUAUGUCAACAGCUACUUUAAUUAAUUUGGUACGGAACGGAGGGUAUCAAGUAAGAAGGAGAGCCGUGCUGACGUCCCGCCUCUUGCAAGACGAGAAGCGUCCCACGGCCGCGUGCUACAGCUCCACCUCCGAGCGCCGUGCUUCCCGCUUCGAUCCAGAUGGGAGCGGGCGACCUACCACAUGGGACACCUUUGGCAUCUGGGACAAUCGCAUUGACGAACCUAUUCUCCUCCCACCAAGCAUCAAGUAUGGGAAGCCAAUUCCAAAAGUCAGCCUGGCCAAAGUGGGCUGCGCUAGCCAUAUCGGGAAGCGUAAGGAAAAUGAAGAUCGGUUUGAUUAUGCUCAGCUGACAGAGGAUGUCCUAUACUUUGCAGUAUACGAUGGACAUGGCGGGGCAGCAGCAGCAGACUUCUGUGAUAAGUACAUGGAAAAAUAUAUUAAAGAAUUUCUUGCUCAGGAGAAGAACUUGGAAAAUGUUUUGAACAAAGCUUUUCUAGAAAUAAACAAAGCAUAUGAAAGGCAUGCUCACCUCUCUGCUGAUGCAACUCUGAUGAACUCUGGGACCACUGCAACAGUGGCUCUGCUCCGGGACGGUAUUGAGCUGGUUGUGGCAAGUGUGGGAGACAGUCGUGCUCUGCUCUGUCGAAAGGGAAAGGCCAUGAAACUCACCAUCGACCAUACUCCAGAAAGAAAGGAGGAGAAGGAAAGGAUUAGGAAAUGCGGUGGCUUCGUUGCCUGGAACAGUUUGGGACAACCUCAUGUGAAUGGUAGACUUGCAAUGACGCGGAGCAUAGGAGAUUUGGAUCUUAAAAACAGUGGUGUGAUAGCCCAGCCAGAAACAAAAAGGGUUCAGCUGCAUCACGCAGACGACAGCUUCCUGGUCCUUACUACAGACGGUAUUAACUUCAUGGUGAACAGUCAGGAGAUCUGCGACUUCAUUAACCAGUGCCAUGAUCCUGCUGAAGCUGCCCACGUUGUUACUGAGCAGGCAAUGCAGUUCGGCACUGAAGACAACAGCACAGUAGUUAUAGUGCCAUUUGGAGCAUGGGGAAAGUACAAAAACGGCGAGAUCAACUUCUCCUUCAGCCGCAGUUUUGCUUCCAGCGGGAGGUGGGCGUGAAGACCUGCCACAGCUAUCUUUUCCUGCCAUAAUCUGGACACAGCGUGCUACAGGAGAACACAUCCAUCUGUUCAUAGGUUGACUCAGUGUCUUGUCCAUCUCUGCUGUCCCCAGUGUCAUAGAAGAUGCCACUGUUCCCUUGGUGCGUAAUGCCCCGUUGUUGCUUCUGGCUGAUUGUAUUUUGCUGCGUUUAUUUAUUCCAGUUGGCAUUGAGGCAGCUAUUUCUUUGGGUAUGUAGUCCCAGCAGCUCUGCACAUCACUUUGUUCACGUAGACGAGGCUCUGGGCUUUCACCUAAAGCUGGAGGCGUUGCACAAUUGUUUCAUACCUACUUGUAUUACCCAGGACCCUUAGUUACCUGGCAGCUGUGUAAGUCUGAGUCUCUGAGCCACAUGCUGGCUUCUUUGUACGUUAAUACACAGGGGAACAAAUGCACAGUGUUGUUAGGUAGACGAAAAGCAGGUUUGUUGUCUUCCUCUGCUGUGCAGCCACCCCAAACUCCCCUGUGCUUCAGGAGAAGCUGGUGAAAAAUAAGGGAGAAGUUUCAGAAGUGUUUGGGUUCUGAUGCCAGUGGCAUUUGGUGGAGCUGAACAACUUCCUGAGACAGUGCUGCUUUGCAGGGCUUUAUGCCUUCACCGCCAUCAUCUGUGAUCCUCUAGCUCCAAGGAGACGGAGCAGGCUGGAGCCACGUGCCGUUGGACAGAUGGGAACGUUUCUCCCUUGGGUCCAAAGCCUGUAUGGUCUCUGUGGACCACGCAGCAGCUCCUUGCACUGUCUUCUCUUUGGUGUGCCAGUGCUUGAUGGGAGCACAGAGGAGGGAAAAAGCUGCACAUUUUUGAUAUCCAGAGACUCUCAUCAACUUGAAUUUCUUUUUUUUUUUUUUUUUAAAAAAAGAAAACCAGCUAAUUUCGAAGAGUUUACUAAUCCAGAUUCUUUGGAUGUGUAAGACAGGAGAGUUUAUUUCUUCAUAAAUAUAUGAGGAUUUUCCUGCCCUUUGCUGGUUUCUUUCAGUUAGCUGUGAUCUCCUGUGUCUCUUGAUGGUAUACAAGGAGCUGUAAAAUGCCCAAAGCAAGCAAGCUAGAGAAAGGAGAGAGCAUUGCAAUAAUGUAAGGUAAUUUUUAUAAGUUUUGGGUAUUGUUUCUAGUAGGUGUCAGAUAUUCAGACACCAGAAGGUAGUUUUAUACUUAAAGGAAGCGUUUCCAGUUCCCUUUCCAGAGGGAGUCUGCGUCCAGUGAGGCACGGGGGGCCAGAGCUGUGAGCCAGCUCGUAUCGCUGCUGUGACACAGACUGCAGUGACGUGUUGGCAGCUGGUGAAGGCCUAUCCCAGUGUGUCUCCUUCACACUUCCUUCUUCCUCCGCUCCACAUCAGGUGUGCGGCUCCCGUGGCCUCUGAGUCACCCUGUUGCAACGAAAUACGGGCAGAGAAGAAUUGGGCUCUUCUCAGGCUUGCCACAGUAUUUUUCACUCUGGAUGUUUCCAACAGCAGAAUUGUAAAAACAAAACAAAAAAAGUGAAAGAGAAGUUGCCUGAUACUAAAUCAGCUUGCAAUAAGGAAAAAUAUUUCUGGGAUGCCUGGUCUGAUUCUCAUUUUCCAGUGUGAAGUACGCAUCAUCAUUUCUUUUAGCCCUUUCGUUUUAGCCCAGGGUUACACCUUAGGCAGUCAUUCCACAUGUUUUACCUUGCCUCUGGUCGCAGGCCUAGCAGCACCCAGCAAAGCACAGUGUUGUACUGACAGCAUUAAGUACUAGGUGUUUAGAGAGCACGCUGGUUUUGUCCCAUCACUUGGUGUAUUACAUAGUGUAUAUAAUGUGUAUAUUCAGUUGAUAAGUACAAAGAGCUUGUGAGUUGGUAUAUGUAAAUCUCUGUUGUAUUGGAUGCUGUUGCCCAGGCCUCCGUAGCGAGCGCAUCACUGGUUUACAAUAAUAAUCCCUUCUCUCUCCUCAGAUUUUUCCCAGGGCUGGGGUUCAGUCUUCAGCUGAGGUCAGAAUGUUUGCUGGCUGUGGUCCCGGGCUCAGCCUUGCUGACCUGAGGCAGAGGGGCACUUUUAGUUGUUACCAGCGAGAGCAGGUUCUCAGCCUGCGACAAGUUUGAAGAUUCCCACAACCCAUUUGUGGCAAAAAUGGCAGAACGCAGCCUCUUCCGAGCACUUGAGGCGAGGUCGCAUCUGACAGACGUUCAGAGAGCUGCUCCGGGAACGUGGUGAUGAGCGGUUUGUGCUGCAGUGUGAACAGCUGACAGCCUUUCUCCUGCCAAAGAAGUGACCUGCUAAAACAGCAAGUGCGAUAGUUGCUAGCAAAGGGUUAACCACGGCACGCAGCAGUCUUAGUCUGGGCACAGUGAAGGGUUAGAGUCAAGCUCUGGAGAGGGAGUUGCUGCGGGGGUGGCUUUGGUAUCAAGUGUCAGGCUUGAGCUGCUGCAGGGAUUUGGACAAGCUCCAUCGCCAUUGCCCUGUUCCAAAUGCGUCAGCUGGCUAGCUGUCUAUCCAGACAGAAGAUCUCAAGGGCGCUGGGGGUGUUCGUGACAAGUACACAUUGAUUUUUUUUUUUUUUGAGCAGUGCUGGAUACUUGCCAAGCUGAAGACAUGAUAUUAAAUGCAGGCUGCUAAUGAAAAACACUGCAAAUGAAGAGCAGGUGCUCUGAGGAAUGACCUGGCAGUUAGAGUAGCUUCUAAACAUUGACCCAGAUUUAACAUGAAAUGAGAGUUUUUCUUCUUAUUGGAGGUUUUGGAGCAUUUUUUGUUUUAUCCCUAUCUGGUUGCCUGAUUUCAUAGAGAACAAAAGUGGUUGCGGGCUUUUAUUUCUUCUAACAGAGUGGUUAUCCUCUCAGAGGAAGGAUCCAUCCAUAACUUCUUCUAAAUUUUAUAAAGGAAGGGAUAAGGCGAAGCUUUGCAAAAUAGAAGAUGAUUAGAUGUAUUGGCGGUUGCUAUUACUGCCUUUAUACAAUCACAGAGAAACUUAGAUUGGAAAGGACUUCUGGGUGUCAUCUAGCCUAGCCUCGUGCUCAAAGCAGGGCUAACUUCAGAAUUACAUACUGCGCUGAAGGGAUGUCCCUGACACGGAAAUGCAGUGCCUGAAAAUGGAAAAGAGAAAGGAUGUAGUAUGCAAUGCAGUUUACCUGUGGAACCACUUAAUUGUAUUGAAGUUGAAAACUUAACCAGUAUUUAACAGGCACUUUGUAUAGCUACCAAUAAAUUUCACAAGUAAAUUAGCACAUACAUAAAACUAAGGUAUGAGCCACAUUGCUCUAAGCAAAAGCAAAUCAGUAACUGACAGGAGAUUACAGAGAUGCAUUUCUUAAGCACAGAUUAUUCCCUGGCUGUUCCCUAUAGUUUCCUGCAUCUCAUUCAGAAGUAAAUGAGCUACUGAUGAAGACAAAAUGCUUUGCCAAGUGGCCCAGUAGCCUGCCUGUUCCUCCUUCCAUUGAGGACAGAGGUACCUUCACAUUGGUUUGUGUGGAUUCCUUACUUCAUGCUGCACAUGGCAAGACUCUGAGUGCCAGCUUGAAAAGCGUGGCGUUUUGUAGAAACACUCCAUUACCAAGACCCAUUGGUCUCUGCCCCGUGAACCACAAUACUGCUUUUUCCUACCAAGAUGACAGUGAACUCCCUGAAGAUAUAGUGGCAACUGCACCAAACCUUGUUUUUCUCCAAGAAAUCGGGGAAAAACUUGCAAUUUCCUGGGUGAUGGAUUUUUCAUCAUUUGCUCCUUCUCACUGAAGAGUCAUUAGAACAAGUGCCUGCCCUUGCAUUUUGGUUUUGGGGCUGUUUUGACACUGAUGCCGUGUUGGCAGAGUGAGCUUUGCCAACACGUUCGUGUGUUGAGUGGGACAUAGGUGUACGGCACUCCGGUUGGAGUGCACGGACUAUGAAGGGGGUGGAGUAAAAGCCAUGUUGAGGAAAAUGGAAGUGGUUUGUCAUAGUGGCACCAGGGGAUCAAAUUAGCAGUGCCACAGUAACAUCCAGCCAGCAAACCUCUUGGCAUAGGGCUCUCCACCAGAGCUAGGUACUGCUCUGCUGGGACGAAGCUGUACUUCUAGGGUUUUCUUCAAUCUAGUCAAUAAGCUUCCCGCUGCCUAUAGCAGCUCUGCGAGUGACCACCUUUACACCCCAGGGACCAGCAAAAUUCUCUUGCCUAGCAGAGAGCUCCUUUCAACUAAGGGACAAAGAGCAAAUUGUCCUCCCAACAGCAGUUGCCCGUCAUAGAGGUUUAUUAUUGAAGGAUCAGUAGAGGUAUCUUACGCUUUGAAUGAAACGAAACAGAAUCUCAGUUUGCUCUCUAGCUGCCUGUCUUCCCCGAGCAUCUGUUGUUUCAACGAAAAGAAUGGUAUUUUUUAUCACAGACUGAACUGAACAUCAAGGGUGACCUACUGAGCAAACUGUAACAAGUGUUUGCUUUUUUCCUGCCUUUCAGGGAUGGAUUCUGAACUCCAUUGGAUCUGGUAAGGGUAUUCUCUUGCCUGAACACUCCCCCUGGGCAGCAGUAUCUCUCACUGUACAGGCACUGCAGGAGGGUGGGCUGUGAUUGAAAUGAGGAUGAGAUCCACCAGUUCAUUUAACACGGGGUCCUCAAUAUAAUUAGUCCCUUUUGGUUGAAAAGCUCAGAGCUGGAGAAUAAUCAUGGAGCACAGUUUGUGGCUGAGAACGGGGGUGUGGAGAGAAAUCCGCAAUAUUACUGCUUUCUACAUCGGGGAAAUGAAAAUGGUGAGGAGCUUAGACUCACCGUGGGAUUUCCGCUGACUUCCACAGGAUCAGCGUAUCAGAUCACCUUUUCUCUCUCAGCAGGCGGAUGUGCUGUGGUCAAAGGCAUUGGGAUUUCUAGUUAAGAGAGAAGCACAAAACAACAGAUACCAGUGAAACUGGUUUAAUAUUAUUUUUUCUUAAAUAAAUUCAGUUGGGCACUGCUAAGUCUAUUGGUCAUUCACCCAACAAGCCAAACGUGUUAUAGCAACACUCCGGGUAUUCCUUGCUUCCAAAGCUGCUGUUCUCACUGUAGAGAUACCCAGCGGGGUGUCCUCUUGACCCAGCGUAUCCAGUGCUUGGACAGCAGUGUGUCAUAACUUCCUACAGACUUAAGUGCAAUUGCGUACAUUUGUUACAUAGUUUGCCUUAGGACUGCGUGUAAUUCCUGUGGUUUGAUGUUUAUGUCUGGUGUAAUCAGUGUCCAUAAUUCAACUACUACUUAAUUUUAUAGAGGUGUCCAUUUUGCCUUUUUUUUAAACGUUUGUUCGUCUUCAUCAACUCAAAGCUACAGUGGAGCAGAUAAGUCUGUACUGGAAUGCUUAAAGAUCUUUUAAUAAAGAAUUGGCUUCUGGA